Messenger RNA from Lethenteron reissneri (Far Eastern brook lamprey), 1634 nucleotides. RefSeq lists its product as uncharacterized. Lineage: Eukaryota; Metazoa; Chordata; Hyperoartia; Petromyzontiformes; Petromyzontidae. The record is from RefSeq and is a predicted model, not a curated record.
CCAGGGGAGGCGCAUCGAGACGACGGCCGCGAACUUUGACGUCGUUGGAGAGAGAUUUUUAUUUUGUUUUGUUAAAAACAAACUAAAGAAAUAUAAUUGUCAACAUGGCGAGUUGCGUCAAAAACGUUUUGUGGCUUCUGGGCAUCCUCCUAAUCCAUCGUGGGGAUCAGCCAAGAAUGUCCACGAUCGAUAACUCAACAACAACCUUCUACGAGUUGAUGAUCAACAACAACAACAACCACCACAACCAAUCAUCUCUCCAAAACAGCAGCGAAGACGCCGUCGCGUUUGACGUCAGCCCCGCAGCGUCGCACGCGCGCACCCGCCCCAGCGGUGGACACGCCAGAACCGCCGAGGCCACCUCGGCCGUCUCCCGCAGCGUCCCGGCUCAACGUCCCUUCGGCAGACUCCCACCCUGCGCCAAAGUGGAAACCUCCUACUCCGACGGCGGCCUCAACGUUCUGUACCACGUCGUCAUCACCCUCGUGCAACUGUGGUUCUCCGUGCGUCGCAAGACGGCCACGAUGGUGGCGGCGCCCAUUGUGGGCAGGGUCAGAGGUCACAGACGAGACCUCGGCCCUGCUCUUCGGGCGGCUGCAGCCCGGAGAAGACGUGCACGCAACGCUGCCAGCAGACGCGGCCGCAACCGGGCCCACGUCCCCCAGCCUGCACUCCUGCCCACGCCCCCAGCACCCGCGGAGACCAGCGCCGAGGAUGCCUGCCAACAUAGCCCAUCUCCACUGCCGCCCACCCCUCCAGUGCCGGUGGAGAUGGAGGCUCCAGAACCCACCCAGUUGAGCCCAUCUCCACUGCUGCCCACCCCUCCAGUGCCGGUGGAGAUGGAGGCUCCAGAAACCACCCAGUUGAGCCCAUCUCCACUGCUGCCCACCACUCUCGUGCCGGUGGAGAUGGAGGCUCAAGAAUCCACCCAGUUGAGCCCAUCUCCACUGCUGCCCACCCCUCCAGUGCCGGUGGAGAUCAGGGCUCAAAGACUCAACGAUCUCAGCCCAUCUCCACUGCUGCCCACCCCUCCAGCACCAGCAAAGACCAGCGCUCGCGAGGCUGGCCGGCGAGACAUCCCUUCCCUGAUGUCUCUCGUUACAUCAUCCCCGGUUACCAGCGCUCGCUAUGGUUGCCGCGGACAGAGACCACCGCCACCGGUCACUCCGCCACAAUCCGCCGCCGCCGACGACGACGAUGCGCUCGCCGGAGCUGGUCCUCCGGUGUGUUCUGCCCGUCCGCGCCGCACGCGGCGCCGUCGGCGUCCCCUGCGUCCCCGCGGUGACGCUGGAGACGUCCCGCCGUGGAUCGGGUAUCAAGACCCCAACGGAUUUACUUUAACAUGAGAAGAGAACACCGCUCCCGAUACCAGGUGGUCUGGUAGCGAACGAUUCGCCCGACAACACGGAGCGAUGCACCCACCGAGACCAGCACACGCUCGCACAAGCGGGUGCAGCUCCCUUUGGUGGACAUUGCCAUUUUGGGCGGGAGUGGGCGAGUUUAUUUUAAACAAUAAAACUUGUGUUCCUUACCGCAGUUGUCAGCGCGUCGUACGUGUGGAUGUGGAUUGCGGUGCAUGAGAAUAAGGUGCAUUACAUGUGCUCAACACACACACUUAAACAUCGUGCAUAGAC